CAGAAUUGUCCAAAAUGCCCAUAGAAGAUCCAACGAAUUUUCCAUUUGCCCAUACGCGUAAGACCCCACCAUGACAUCACUCCUUCCCUAUAAAACCCAUCCACCUGCAACCUUUCUUCUUGGUUUAAGACACCAAAAACAAACACUCACAAAUAAAAACUUCCCUCUUCUCUCCCAAAUCCUCAGAAAUUCAAAAAAAAAUCCCUAACACCAAUGGUGGCCGUUGAUUAUACCGAGAAGAAUAGUGGAAGCAGUCUCAAGUUUCUAUGCAGUUACGGUGGUAGAAUCUUCCCUCGUUCCACCGAUGGCAAGCUCCGUUACGUCGGAGGUCACACCAGAGUCCUCUCCGUUGAUCGUUCUAUCUCUUUCUCAGAGCUGAUGAAGAAACUCUAUGAAUUCUGUGGAUACUCCGUUGAUCUACGAUGUCAAUUACCAAACGGAGAUCUCGAGACUCUAAUCUCCGUUAAAUCAGAAGAAGAACUAGCGAACAUCGUCGAAGAGUACGAUCGCAUCUCCGGAGCUAAGAUCAGAGCCGUUCUAUCGCCUCCGAGAUCUUCGCAUAAGAACGAUUCGUCGCCGUCUUCAAGCGGCGAUCGAUCUCCGAAAUCUCCGUUCUCCAUCACGCCUUCACCGCCGAAUUCGCCGUCGCCGGCGUACGGAAGAUAUCUACAAUCUCGGUAUUGUCCAGCGGAUCUUUUUCCGAGAAGAUACAAUCAUAGAUCGGAAGAAUCUCAUUGCUGCUAUGCGUGUCGUGUACACAACAAAGACUCUAGGCUCGUAUGGCAUUGAAGGAGAUUGGGGAAAAAAUCGAAUAUACGCCAUAGAUACGGAUACGAAUACGAAUACGAUGAUAAUGACGAAGAAGAAGCAAUUAAAAAAAAAAGGGAUUUAAUUUAGGUUUUGUGGAAUUUUUACGAUCUGUUGAUUUUUUGUGAAGAGAAGAAUUAAAAUUUUCCUAAACAA
This is a messenger RNA of Arabidopsis lyrata subsp. lyrata, 963 nucleotides long. RefSeq lists its product as uncharacterized. The transcript is spliced from 2 exons. Lineage: Eukaryota; Viridiplantae; Streptophyta; Magnoliopsida; Brassicales; Brassicaceae. The record is from RefSeq and is a predicted model, not a curated record. Gene Ontology annotation, molecular function: protein binding. The coding region runs from base 214 to 789 and encodes 191 amino acids.